AGCUUCAAACAUUUUGGGGUUUUCAUCCAACAGUCAGUUAAACCCUUAAACCCUAAUUCCCCAGCUGUAUAUCUCUAUAUCUAUAUCCAUAUAUGAUGAUCAGCCGCAGCCGUUUAAUCUCCAGGUACAUUUUCAAGAAUCUUCUAUUACGUUCAUCAAGUUCCAUACUUUAUGAAAACCCUUUAUUCAUUAAGCAUUUAAACCUUAGUUUUAUAUCAAUCCCAGCUAAAUUUCAUAAUUUUAAUGCACCAUUUAGUCCAAACUGUAAUCUUUUGUAUCGAAAUUAUUGUUCCGAGAAAACCCCUAGAGGAAAUAAUGAAUGGACUGAUGAUAUAGAGUACUUAGAUGAAUCAGGGAGUGUGAUUUAUACAGGGAAGGGUAUUCGGUCUGUUGAACCGGGUUUAGAUGGUCAUAUUAUGGUAGGCGGUUUAAAGCAGCCGUUUUCAAACGCGUCUGCUGUUGCUAAGAUUGUUGAAAUUGUGAAAAGAUGGAAAUGGGGUCCAGAAAUGGAGACCCAGUUGGAUAAGUUGCAAUUUGUUCCGAAUAUGGUUCAUGUUACUCAAGCUUUGAAGAUGAAUAUAGAUGGUGAUGGUUCGUUAAGUUUGUUUAAGUGGGCUAAAAGGCAAUCUUGGUAUUCGCCAAGUGAUGAGUGUUAUAUUGUGUUGAUUGAUAGGUUGAAUCAGAGUAGGAAUUUUGAUGGUAUUCAGUCGGUUUUUGAUGAUCUUGUUGGGGAUUCGGGUAAAGAGAUGGUUAAUGAGUUCAGUGCGUUUAGUAGGGUUGUUCAGUAUCUUGCAAAAGCUGAGAAGUUGGAGGUUUCGUUUUGUUGUUUUAAGAAAAUUCAAGAAUCGGGUUGUAAGGUUGAUACUAAGACGUAUAACUCACUUAUAAAUUUAUUUCUGGAUAAGGGUUUGCCUUUUAAGGCGUUUGAGAUAUAUGAAAACAUGGAAGGAGUGGGUUGUACUUUGGAUUUGGCAACCUAUGAGUUGAUGAUACCAAAUUUAGCCCGAUCGGGUCGGAUUGACGCAGCUUUGAAGCUCUUUCAACAGAUGAAGGAGAAAAAUAUUCAACCCGGGUUUGCAAUCUUUGCAUCACUUGUUGAUUCAUUGGGGAAAGCAGGUAGGUUGGAUACAUCGAUGAAAGUUUACAUGGAAAUGCAAGGGUUCGGGCUCAAACCAUCUGCAUCCAUAUUUGUAUCCAUGAUUGAGUCAUAUAUCAAGGCCGGGAAGCUAGAUGCUGCUCUAAAGAUAUGGGACCAGAUGAAGAAAGCUCGAUUUAGACCUAAUUAUGGCCUCUACACUAUGGUUGUGGAAUCCCAUGCUAAAUCAGGAAAGCUUGAGACUGCAAUGUCUAUCUUCUCUGAUAUGGAGAAAGCUGGUUUCUUACCCACCCCGAGCACGUAUUCUUGCUUGUUGGAGAUGCAUGCUGGCUCUGGUCAAGUUGAUGCUGCCAUGAAGCUGUAUAAUUCAAUGAGUCAUGCAGGUGUAAGGCCCGGUUUGAGCACUUAUAAUGCCCUACUUACACUCUUAGCGAAAAAGAAACUUGUUGACAUAGCUGCAAAGAUUCUUCUUGAAAUGAAGGCAAUGGGAUAUUCUGUAGACGUGACUGCUAGUGAUAUUCUUAUGGUUUUUAUUAAAGAUGCUUCUGUUGAUCUUGCAUUAAGAUGGUUAAGAUUCAUAGGUUCUUCUGGGAUUCGGACAAAUAACUUUAUUAUAAGACAGUUAUUCGAGUCUUGCAUGAAAAACGGGCUCUACGAGUCUGCAAAGCCACUUCUUGAUAACUAUGUCGAAUCUGCAGCUAAAGUUGACCUCAUACUCUACACGUCGAUUCUUGCCCAUCUGGUAAGAUGUCAAGAAGAAGAACACGAAAGACAGUUGAUGUCAAUCUUAAGUGCUACAAAACAUAAAGCACAUGCCUUUAUGAGUGGGCUUUUCAUGGGACCAGAACAGAGGAGUAAACCGGUUCUAGCCUUUGUCCGGGAGUUUUUUCAAAACAUUGAUUAUGAAUCGGAAGAAGGAGCCGCUAGGUACUUUGUAAAUGUACUUUUAAACUAUCUUGUUCUAAUAGGUCAGAUUAAUCGAGCCCGUUGUGUGUGGAAAGUUUCGUAUGAAAACAAGCUUUUCCCGAAGGCGAUUGUGUUUGAUCAGCACAUUGCUUGGUCGCUUGAUGUUAGAAACUUAUCGGUUGGUGCAGCUCUUAUUGCAGUGGUUCACACUCUCCAUAGAUUUAGGAAAAGAAUGCUGUAUUAUGGUGUGGUUCCUAGACGGAUCAAGUUGGUGACAGGCCCUACCUUAAAGAUUGCCGUUGCACAGAUGCUGAGCUCGGUUGAAUCGCCAUUUGAGGUUAGCAAGGUGGUUCUAAGGGCACCCGGGGACUCUGUAUCAGAAUGGUUCAAGAAGCCAAUAGUUCAACAGUUUCUUUUGAAUGAGAUACCAUCAAGAAGUGAUAUUCUGAUGCACAAGCUUAAUAUACUUUUUCCCAGUUCUGCUCCCGAAAUUAGGUCCUUAAAUUUACCUAAACCCCUUGUUAGUGGAAGGACAAUGUAAUAAGAAUGCUACACUUAUAAAGUUGUACAUAUUGUAUGCAUUUUUUUUAUA
Molecule: messenger RNA, 2594 nt
Organism: Erigeron canadensis
Lineage: Eukaryota; Viridiplantae; Streptophyta; Magnoliopsida; Asterales; Asteraceae
Product: pentatricopeptide repeat-containing protein At1g79490, mitochondrial
Exons: 1
Coding region: 93-2543 (816 amino acids)
Molecular function (GO): protein binding
Source: RefSeq, a predicted model, not a curated record